AUGAAGAUUCCGUUAAGAGUCAUCGUGCUGGCAGUACUAACAUUGGCGGUGUUGUUGAUGACUGGACCGACAGCAGUGGGGGCAGGCGACGCCCCCGCUCCCGCGGCAGCGGCCGCACCAGGGGCAGGAGCCGCGCCGGGGGCAGCUGCAGCGCCAGGCGCAGGUGCCGCGCCAGAGCCACCCGCCGUAUCACCUCCUGGAACAACCACCAAGUCAGGAGUGAAAGGACUGAAGCAGAUGUCGUGGUUUCAACUUGUGACUCUGAUGGCUGUAGCGUCGUUUGCACUAAGUAUUACUGGCUUCGAAUCGGCAACGGCGCCUCGCUUUGUUCGCUCCCACCACCAGCCAGUUUUCCAGCGACUGAACCGCCGAGGAACUAGCGAACUGUCAUUGACAGAAAACGAACUUGUUGAGAAAGAGAAACCCAUACCCAGCGAAAAGACUAUCACCACAAACACGCCCGGUGUAGUGAGUGUACGAAAAACUCAGUAA
Molecule: messenger RNA, 492 nt
Organism: Acanthoscelides obtectus
Lineage: Eukaryota; Metazoa; Arthropoda; Insecta; Coleoptera; Chrysomelidae
Source: the annotation of a GenBank genome assembly